UAUAAAUCAACAACCCUUAAUUUUAAAAAGCAAAACAAAAAGUACAUUCGCCAAGGAACUAUAAAAAUCCGCAGAAAUGAAUGUGAAGAAAUCCCAUUUAGCGAUGUUCGCGAUAACGAUCGGUAUAAUUAUAUGCUGCAUGACUGCAAUCGCUGUAUUUGCCGGCUUUAAGCACGAGAUGGUCAAGUUCAAAACCAUGUUGGUGAGCAUGGUGAUAGUCCUGAUGUUCCAGUACCUGAUCGGGGAUCCCAUCAAGUUUGUGAUCCAGUCGAUCGACGCGACAUUCUGGCCGCCCAAAGUGUACGUACCGCCACGCUGCGAUAAGGGAAAGGAGCACGAUCGCUUUGACUUCCUGAAGCAACGCCUGAGCAGCCAGAGAUCCAAUUUGGGGCUGUCAUCGCAGUACAGGAACUGGAAACUCAACGAGCAGUACAAGCUGAUUGCCCACGAUCUCUUCACCUAUGGGCAGUACUUCCUCUGUCUGAUGUGCCUGGUUUUGGUCACGCGAGAUGAAACCCUCUAUCACAAUACCCGCAGUAUCAAGACUCUGUUUAUGAACAACCACACGGACUACACGGGUCUGAAGGAGGUAUACUUUCUGAACCAGUUGUACGACUUCAUUGAGUCCACGCUGGUGAUCGCAUUCAAUUCGAAUUCAAGUGGAGGCACUGCCCCCGGUUGGGUUCAUGCGGAGCAAACGGUGCUCCUGGGAGUGAUUCGAUUGCGCCAACUGCGAGUGGUCGAUCCGAAUAUCGGCCUGGGUAAGCCGGUGUUCUCGGAAAUGUACUACAUGCCCGAGUGGCAGCUGCCGUACCGGCGACUGCACUAUGCGGACAAGUAUUGGCGAAUCUACGAGCCCUGGAUACCCAUCACGGUGAGCUUCGAGUUCCUGGACGGCCUGCUCAUGAACUUCAAUCAUGUGGGCUACCUCAACAGCUAUCCGGAGCUGUUGGGCUACGUCAGUCUGCUGGCCAGGAGCACGGCGAAUAGCAUGAAGGUUUUGGACUACCUCAGCGAAUAUCACUGGCUGACACUGAACACCUCGGCGGUGUUCAUCGACUUCACGCUGUACAACGUGGACGUGAAUCUGUUCAGCAUCUGCACACUGCGGCUGGAGAAGACACCAUUUGGCGGCACAGUGCCGGACGUUCAGGUGGAAAGCGCCAAGCUCCUGGAGCACGUGGAUCAGAUGCCAUUGACGGGGCUGCUGGCGCUGCUUAUCUAUGUGGUGGUCUUUAUCCAGUUCGCACAGUCGCUGACCGUCAAAUUGUGGUACGAGCCGAGUUUGCUGAAAAGCAUUUGGAACAAGUUGGACCUCUUUAUCUUUCUGCUAAACGUGAUGGUGGUCGUACUGGUGGUUCUCCGCGAGGCUCUGGUGGCCAACAUGAUGAAGAAGGUCGAGGGUGCCAGUAAGAUGGAGUUCAUUGACUUUCGGCGACCGUCACGAAUGCAUCAGUUGACCACGAUCACGAUUGGCUUUCUAAUAUGUAUGACCACGUUGCGCCUUUGGCGGGUCAUGCAGUUCUCCAGCGUCUUUGAGCUGUUCACGAGGACCCUAUACUUGGCCUGGGCUGCGGUGGCCAGCACGGCCAUUGCCAUCGUUAUAUUCCUGAUGGGUUUCUGCUUCGCCGUGGUCACCAUAAACGGUAACAAUAGCAACAACUUUAACAGGUUCGUCAAGAGCAUGGUGAUGUGCAUGUGCUUUUCCUUUGGAUUUAGUGCCCAGGUGAAGCCAACGGAAUUAUUCUACGGCGGCAUAUGGUUGGGUAUUCUCUUAUACGGUGUUUUGGCCUUCGUCAUCAUAGUGCUCCUGAUCAACGUCUUUGUGUCCUUGAUCAAUGAUUACUUCACCAUUGCCAAGACCAAGAGGGAUUCGGAGAGGGAGCAUCGGAUCAAUUUCUUUGAGUUUUUGCGCAUAGAGUACUCGGGAUUCUUUAGAUUUAUCCAUGAUCUGCCCUGCUUCCGGCGUUAUUAUGUCCGUAAUAACCACACGGUGGCGGAGAAUGUGCGCCGGAAACUGAAUGCAAUUGAAGACAAGAGGUUGAUGCAACAGCGGCAGCGGCGGGGUUAUCAAGUGAUUCAACGACAAUCGGAUGAUGACGCGACGGCGUAUAAAGAUCGUGGCGAGAGGAUAAUCAAUGUGGGCAAUAUCCUGAACACCCAGUUAACGUUACUCAGCAUGUUUCUGUUCGACGAUGAUGGAGACGAGCAAGUUCAUCCGGAAACCCAGGAGCCCGAAGUGCCUGAGGAGGCAGAAGGAGGACAGGGAAAAGGAAAGACCAAGAACGAGCGUGAAGCAGACGCCUAAAAAGUAAACAUUCU
Drosophila rhopaloa is the source of this 2322-nucleotide messenger RNA. Its product is annotated as polycystic kidney disease 2-like 1 protein. Gene Ontology annotation, biological process: detection of mechanical stimulus. The transcript has 2 exons. Gene Ontology annotation, molecular function: calcium ion binding; calcium channel activity. Gene Ontology annotation, cellular component: membrane. The record is from RefSeq and is a predicted model, not a curated record. NCBI's taxonomy places the organism in Eukaryota, Metazoa, Arthropoda, Insecta, Diptera, Drosophilidae. The coding region runs from base 77 to 2308 and encodes 743 amino acids.